UAUAUUCACCAACAACAACAACAACAACAAAAAAUAAGUUAAACGACGAGAUUGUCCUUUUUGUGAGGAGCGGGGUGUUGAAUAGGAUGGGAGUGAGAAUUUGGGGUUGAGAGGGGUGGGGGUGGGGAGGGGAUACAUAUGAUCAUUCACUUAGAUUUGGCUCAAAAGGUGCUUCUUGGCCUUAGCAUCCGCGGAAACACACUUGCUGGCCUUGUUGCCUUCACACUUGACGGCAAUGACGGAAGUGGCACAAGCACUGACACAGGCUUCAUAGGUCUUGUCGCUGCAAACGGACGGCGUGAUGGCACCAGUCAUAUCAGCAGCAAGGCAGACGGGCAUGCUUUCUUGGCAGACACAGGCAAUGUGGUUGCUAGGCUUGCUGUGCGACAUGCACAUGUUGCUUGCAGCCUUCAAUUGUUCCUUGCUGGAGCAGUCGAGAAGGCCCUUGUCGUUCUUCGCACCAGUGCCAGCGGCAUGGAUCAUGCAGACAAACAUCAGCACAACAACCAAGGAUUUGAGGAUAGUUCCAGCGAUCAUCAUCGUUUCUUUUUCUUUGCAAGUAACGGAAAGUUAUAUACGGUGAAACAGGAAAAGGAAGAAAGGAGGAUAUGCCCUCUCUCUCUUUUUUAUAUGAGACACUCAGAAAGAAAGAGAGUAUCUGGUGAUUGAGAUGUUGUCUGCAUUCCAGUCUCUUUGCCAAGGUUGCUGUUGUGUCGUUUAAUAUACAAUUUUUUUUUUAGAACGUUCGUACGGAGUAGUAUUGCAGUGUCUAAACGACGUAAUAAAAGGGAACAAAACGUGGUUGCGGCGGUGUUGUUUGGCGUUCCACGCGCUUUCCAUUCCACAGUUGCUGUUGU
Molecule: messenger RNA, 857 nt
Organism: Zychaea mexicana
Lineage: Eukaryota; Fungi; Mucoromycota; Mucoromycetes; Mucorales; Lichtheimiaceae
Exons: 1
Coding region: 139-669 (176 amino acids)
Source: RefSeq, a predicted model, not a curated record